AUGUUCCUCAUGGAGUAUAUAAAAAAACCGUCAAGAAGACGAUAUCAAUUCAGAAUCAUCCACAAGAUGAAGUUCAUUGCCUCUUUCUGCCUUCUGAUUGCUGUCAUUUCGGCUUUGCCUCAGAUUGACAUCACAAAUGGGCAGGCGAAGCAAGCUCACCAUAAUCAUCAUGAUGUAAGUUUUGGCUGUUUUGGAAUUCUUACAGGAGGUUUUAGAACAGCAAGCCGGUUAGUGCAGGAGAAUCGCCAAAGCACAAACUCUUUGGAAACCUGUCUAAAUCACCAACCUCCGAUUUGUUCCUUCACAUGCUCAAGUAUGUUAAUGUCACUGGUGAUGGGUUUGUGAAGAGCUUGGAGAACGGACAAGUAGAGCACCACAAAAAGUUGGACAUUGACCUCAUUUUGAAGAGAAACCACUACAUCAUCAACCAAACUCUUCAUCUUGUUGAUACCAAGGUGAGAAUAUGCUAUAUCGGAUAUACUGUGUAUCGCGAAUGUUUUCUUUCGUUUGAUUAGAAAGUUCCGGCUUAUUUUGCAUGAGUUUUAGGUCGCACGCGAAGAGAAGAUCCCAGCCCUCAUGAUCCUCGCUGAAUACUACCUUGUUGCCGAAGAUUACACCCGUGAUGCAUACGAAGACAAAUUCGAAGAGUACAUUGACUUUCUGGUCGAACUGAAGAAGAUCCUCAGACACAGUGUUCCAUUCAACGAGUUGAACUACUUUGACGCUCAAAUCGACAUCUUGUUGAAGGCCAGAGGCAACUUGGACUUCCCGGUGGAGAAUUAA
This is a messenger RNA of Bursaphelenchus xylophilus (pine wood nematode), 783 nucleotides long. Lineage: Eukaryota; Metazoa; Nematoda; Chromadorea; Rhabditida; Aphelenchoididae. The record is from the annotation of a GenBank genome assembly.